This is a messenger RNA of Cylas formicarius (sweet potato weevil), 1194 nucleotides long. RefSeq names its product mitochondrial import inner membrane translocase subunit TIM50-C-like. Lineage: Eukaryota; Metazoa; Arthropoda; Insecta; Coleoptera; Brentidae. Gene Ontology annotation, molecular function: phosphoprotein phosphatase activity. The record is from RefSeq and is a predicted model, not a curated record. The transcript is spliced from 5 exons. Bases 52 to 1176 code for a protein of 374 amino acids.
AUUGGAUUUUUGGGUUAAGACGUUAUUCAAAACGCAUCAUAACGUUAGGAAAUGUUCCGUUUACCACUUUCUUCACUGGGAAUAAUAUCUCUGAUAAAACAACGGCCGAUACUGAUAAUAAGAACGAAAGGCCGAAGAACAUUUUCAGAAAUUGCACCUACUUUUCUUGGAACUCGGCUAUAUUCCAACGACUUCAAAAGUAACACACCAUUAGGAAGUAUAUUAAUUAAUACUAAAGAUCAAGUGGAUGCAAAUAAAGAAAAAGUAGUCGAUGAUGAGGAAACUAAAAAGCAAAGAGAAAGGUCAUGGAGAACCAUGAAAAUUACAUUAUGGGUUUUUGGUAUCUCGUUUACAUGCAUCGGAACAUACUGCAUUAUUAGCUUUGGUGCCCCUCAAAAAGAUUCAAAUGGUAUUCCAAUACGCGAUGAAUUUUCAGAUAAACCAAUCCUCAAAGCCUAUUUAAUGAGGACAUUUAAAGAAUUGGAAUAUUAUCGUAGGCUAAUUAAAGAACCAUCACGGGACAAAUUAUUACCAGACCCUGUGCAGUAUCCAUACAUUCAGCCAAAGUAUACUUUGGUGCUUGAAUUGACAGACGUUUUAGUACAUCCAGAUUGGACUUAUAAUACCGGAUGGCGUUUUAAAAAGAGACCUCAUUUGGAUUACUUCUUAGAGUCUUUAAAAGAUCAAUUUGAGAUAGUUAUUUACACUGCUGAACAAGGAAUGACUGUUUUCCCUUUAAUUGAAGCCAUUGAUCCUAAAAAUCUUAUAGCAUACAAAUUAGUGAGGGAUGCAACACAUUUUACAGGAGGCCAUCAUGUGAAAAGUUUAAAUAAUUUGAAUAGAGACUUAAGCAAAGUGAUAUGCAUUGAUUGGAAUGAAAAUAAUCUUCAAUUCAAUAAGGAAAAUUUAUUUCAUAUAAAACGUUGGAUCGGCAAUGAUGAUGAUGCUAUCCUCAUGGAUUUAGUAAACUUUUUAAAAACUAUUGCCAUGAAUGACAUUGAAGAUGUUAGAGAAGUGUUAAAAGUUUAUAGUACAUUCGAUGAUCCUAUAGAAGCCUUUAGGGAAAAGCAAAAGCGAUUCGCAUAUGAAAUAGCUGCUCAGGAGGAGGCCAAGAAAGAACAGGAAAAGAGUAGAGUGUCCCGAUGGUCUCCCACGUUUUUAAAAAGAUCUUUUUAAUAUAACGGGUUAGAUAAU